GACCCCCUCUUUACGGCAUUCCUACUACGCGCGACUGGUUACACAGGAUCAUCCCUCGACAAUCUAGGAGAGCAAAGUCCCUGCAGGAGAAGGACCAGCAACCGGCUCGCGAGCAUAUCGAGCAGUAACCUUGUGACUUACAAGACCAGCUCAUCUCCUUUCCGAUUUGAUACCAGACUCCGGCCAUCACAUAGAGUCCUCCAAGUCAUCAAUUGUACCAGACCGGAAAGCAUCUGCUCAUAUCUCGAUCGCGCCUUCCAUCAAUCUCGACCACACUAACACCUUCCUCAUCAACGCUCGACAGCUCUACUCACCAAUACUACCUUCUUCCACAUCCCAAACAUGGCACCCUCACCACCAACCGAAGCCGAGAUCCUACGAUCAUACCUCCUUCACCCUUCUCCUCUAUCAACCAUUCUGCCAUACUCCGCCUUCCAAGCCCUUAUCCCAGCCUCAUCCCGCCAAAAUCUCUCCCUCAAACGUCUAUACCGCGAUCUCCAAUUCCAGCGGAACAUCACCAUCGACGACAUCCGCCGGCGUAUCGAAGACGAAUGCCGACGCAGCACAACGCUAACAGCCCGUCUCGCACGCCAAAUCCGCCGAGAAGAAGAUGAACGGGAACGGCUACGCUCAUCACGCGCCCAACAACGCAACACCAAUACACUUAAGGGGAAACGAACUGCCACCGCCACAGGAUCCACCACGGACAUACACACGAACGAGGGAAUUCCCAGUGGAGUUUCGACACGUAACGCAUACCACGACGAUAAUCAGAACGCCAACAACGAUGAUAGUCACGACAACGACCACCACGAUCACGACGACGACUCCGGACCAGACGCAUACGAACACAACGAUGGGUCAUCAUUUACCGACGCAGGCAUAGAUAUUCACAUCGACGGAACCCUGCACGGCCCGCUGGGAAGUACGUUGCCGAACAAGAGUCAAAACAGUCAUACGACGGAGUCGCUUCUCAAAGGCAUGAAGACGGCAAAAGAAGACUUACAGUCUGAAAUCGAAGCGUUGGAAGCACAGAUUGCCAGCGUCUACAAAGACUGUGAGGAGCGUGUAGGCGGUUUGAGUGAUUUGCGGUAUGGACGGUUUGCGCAGAAUAGAACUAGCACCGAAAGUGCAAACGGGGAAACGAGUAUUGAGGACGAGGUUGUUGGCGCGCUUGAGGAAUUGAGGGCACGUCUACAGCCUGCUAACAGCUGAGAGGGCAAAGGAGAGACGAAAUGUCAGGUUGUAUGUCUUAUAUCGAUGGAUGGUCCACGAGCAACAUGAUAAACGACAUUGUGGCCAGAGUCGCAAGCAGGGUAUGGAUCGCGACUGUAGGACUAACAUAGACUCGUUCUGAUAUGCAACAUUUUGCAGCCUCAUAUGUCAUCAGAGUAAAACUUGUCAAACAGUGAAACCCCUCAACUCGUGUUUAUAUAUCAUCCCACAUGAACAAUAUCACACUCACGCUUCCCGCCUUGAUAUACUCAUAUACUCGGCUGCUCAACUGGUGCAACUCCACGGCCAUUCCUUACUUGUGCGCCUCCAGGACCUUAUCCAUCUCCUCAGCACUGCCCAUAAAAAUACCCGACCGAUCGUGAAUAGUCGUAGGCUUGACCUCCAGCAUCCGGU
This is a messenger RNA of Exophiala viscosa, 1629 nucleotides long. RefSeq lists its product as uncharacterized. The record is from RefSeq and is a predicted model, not a curated record. The transcript has a single exon. Gene Ontology annotation, cellular component: Mis6-Sim4 complex; kinetochore. Gene Ontology annotation, biological process: chromosome segregation. NCBI's taxonomy places the organism in Eukaryota, Fungi, Ascomycota, Eurotiomycetes, Chaetothyriales, Herpotrichiellaceae. The coding region runs from base 343 to 1215 and encodes 290 amino acids.